CACUUGCGACGGGAGCAGCUUCAGGAGGAGGAGCAGGAGGGCAAAGUCGAGGCGGGCAUGCAAAGUUAACCGCGGGAGGGGCAGGUAGCCGAGUAGCGGCCCCAGCGCAGCCCAACUCUCCUUCGCUCGCUCGCUCGCUUGCCCUCGACGGCGCACCGCCUGCCGCCAGCAGCGCCGCCCCAGCCCUGCAGCGCCAUGGUGUUGGACAGCUUGGCUCGCAUCAUUAAAGUGCAGCUGCCCGCUUACCUGAAGCGCCUCCCGCUGCCCGAGAGCGUCGGCGGCUUCCUCAGGCUGACAGUUUCAGAAUGGCUGCGGUUAUUGCCUUUCCUGGGUGUCCUUGCUCUGCUCGGAUACCUUGCUAUUCGUCCAUUCCUCCCCAAGAAGAAGCAGCAGAAGGAUAGCUUGAUCAAUCUCAAGAUCCAGAAGGAGAACCCCAAAGUAGUGAACGAAAUCAACAUUGAGGACCUUUGUCUCACGAAGGCAGUGUAUUGCAGGUGCUGGCGCUCAAAAACGUUCCCUGUCUGUGAUGGCUCCCACAAGAAGCACAACGAGUCGACAGGAGAUAAUGUGGGCCCAUUAAUACUCAAAAAGAAAGAAGUCUAGCAAGCCUCCCUAACUAAGCCACGACUGACGGGAAGACCACUUAAUACCCACGUGGUAGUGCUUUCAGUCUAAUAGUUACUGUAGACUUGAGCUUUGAUAUCUCUUUAGGUUACCUUAGUUUUAUAGACUGUGAUAGACAUGUGAUAAUAUUUUUUGUAUGGUCUCAAAAGCCAUGUCCAACUUAACGAAGAAUGGUCCCUGUAAACAUCUUUGUACUGUACGUGCGUUUUCACUCUCGUAACAAAAUGAUCGCUCCCAGAGUUGCAAUUUAACCAGUAAUAAAAUGUUAAGGCGCCAUAUACAGUAUGUACCCUUUCUCUGCUUAAAAUAAGCACAUCUACACUACAGAUUUAAAUGUGUCUGAAACUAGCUUAACUGUUGUGACUUUCACAAAAUAAUUCUGGGAACAGAAGUUUUAUCUUGAUCCUGUUGACAUUUCGUUUUUGUUUCACCAUCAUUUUUUUUUUACCACUGUGGUCCUUCCACAAGUGAAGACGGCCUUGCCUAUGGCAUACCUGGUUUGAGGAGUAUGGCAAUGGUUAAUAAGCCCAGUUGAAAAUAAUUAAAUCUAAGAACAAUGUAAUUGCUGUCACAGUCCAUUUUACGGCUGAUAUUGGAUGAAAGGUGGCAUUUUUUCCUGUAUAAGCAACAACGACUAAGGCUUCUGCUCACAACAAACAAAAAACCCAAUUUUUCUGAAACAAGGAGUGUCUUAAACUCUUAUUUGUUUGAAUAGCCCCAUCUAUGCCACACUCAAGAAUCAUUUCCCCAAAGAGACUCAUGUUGUUCUGAUCUCCCUGUACAUCUCAACACACACUUAAUUCCUAAUUCCAUGCACAACCAUAUAAUGUUAUAGACAGUCAUGAUCUGAAUUCCAAACAAUAUUAGGUUUUAUGCUCUGUUUAUGCUGUGG
This is a messenger RNA of Lacerta agilis (Sand lizard), 1516 nucleotides long. It is a transcript of the gene CISD2, whose product is annotated as CDGSH iron sulfur domain 2. The record is from RefSeq and is a predicted model, not a curated record. NCBI's taxonomy places the organism in Eukaryota, Metazoa, Chordata, Lepidosauria, Squamata, Lacertidae. Gene Ontology annotation, biological process: regulation of autophagy; autophagy of mitochondrion. Gene Ontology annotation, molecular function: 2 iron, 2 sulfur cluster binding. Gene Ontology annotation, cellular component: intracellular membrane-bounded organelle; mitochondrial outer membrane. The transcript has 3 exons. The coding region runs from base 196 to 603 and encodes 135 amino acids.